AUGUCGGCCCCUACACCCUCGCAGAAGCCUAGUGUGCGACCCUUCGUCCUUAGCAAGCAGCAAGUUGACGCGCUUCCCUUCGAGAAUUUCGCAGGAGACCGAAAGAAGGCCACGGGCGGAUGGCGAAACAUCUUCUCCAGUCCACAAUCUCCUACCGACAGUCUUACGCUAGGCCUUGCUACGUUUCCACCACGUAGCGCGGAGGAAGAGUCUUUUGAAGCUCUGCAUAGACACAAGCAAGCCGAGUUCUAUUACAUUCUUUCUGGUCAUGCAAUCGUGAAGAUCGAGGGCGUGGACCAUGAGGUGACUAAUGGACACGCAUUGUUCAUCCCAGGCGAUGCUGAGCAUGGCUUCUGGAACACAAGUAGCGAGGAGGAGUUGGUGUUCCUUUGGGGCUUCGGUAUUGACGGGUUUGGGGAGGUUGUAUACCGUUUUUCUCACGAGUGA
Messenger RNA from Aspergillus affinis, 447 nucleotides. RefSeq names its product cupin domain-containing protein. The coding region runs from base 1 to 447 and encodes 148 amino acids. NCBI's taxonomy places the organism in Eukaryota, Fungi, Ascomycota, Eurotiomycetes, Eurotiales, Aspergillaceae. The record is from RefSeq and is a predicted model, not a curated record. The transcript has a single exon.